Messenger RNA from Clavispora lusitaniae ATCC 42720, 1569 nucleotides. RefSeq lists its product as uncharacterized. The record is from RefSeq and is a predicted model, not a curated record. NCBI's taxonomy places the organism in Eukaryota, Fungi, Ascomycota, Pichiomycetes, Serinales, Metschnikowiaceae. Gene Ontology annotation, cellular component: plasma membrane. Gene Ontology annotation, molecular function: ammonium channel activity. Gene Ontology annotation, biological process: ammonium transmembrane transport.
AUGACUCAAGCUUUUGAUGCAAAGGGUGCAGUUGAUACCCUUUACAUGUUUAGUUGCACACUUUUGCUUUUUCUGGUGGUUUUCGGUCUUUCCCUUUUCUACUCGGGAUUGAUACAGAGAAGAUCGUCUUUCACCAUGUUGGCCAUUCCUAUGUUUCUUGCUGCUUUGGUAUUUGUUGACUGGUAUAUAUGGGGCUAUUCACUUUGCUAUGGCUCGUCUUCCAAUCAUUUCAUUGGUAGUUUGAAGUUUGCUGUCUUGCGUGAAAUCCGGAGCACUGGCCAAGAUAUUUAUUCUACACCCAGAGGAGAUAUUCUCGCUGUUGUACACUUCUUGUUUAAUGGAAUGAUGAAAGUGAUUACAGUUGUUAUUACCUUUCCAGCGUGCAUUGCGGAACGUGGCCGAAUUCUACCGAUGCUUGUGUUUCUCUUUUUUUGGUCAACUAUAGUCUAUAACCCCGUGACAUAUUGGAUUUGGAACAGGAAUGGGUGGCUAUCUACGGAAAGGAAUUCUAUUCCUGUUCUUGAUUUUGCAGGAGGAAAUUGUAUCCACAUCGUUGGAGGAUUUACGGGUUUGGUGUACUCGUACUAUCUUGGUCCUCGAAACCCCAAAAUUCUUGAAAACUACCGCAGUUCUAGCAAUGCAAAUAUGGUAAUAGGUACAGUCUUUACCGUUUAUGGCUGGUGUGGCUUUAUUGCUGGAUGUGAUUUCAAGUUUUCGGCCACAACCUUUUACAUUAUUAUUAACACACUCCUUUGUGCCUCUUGCGCCGGAAUCUCAUGGUCUUUUAUUGACUAUUAUAAUUCUGCUACACCUUUAGAUGGGAAUAUUCAUGAUGGAAACUCUUCUAAUCUGACAACAGCUGACGGUCAUUUGGUGCCCGUAUCGAAGAAGCGGUGCAUGUCGAUUAUUUCCUUCUGUUCGGGGCUCAUUAGCGGACUAGUUGUCUUCACACCUUGUGGAGGAUACUUGAGCACAGACAUCAGUUUUUGGAAAAGUAUAGUUUGUGGACUCGUGGGUGGUAUUACAGGAAACAUGGCUACUCGUGUCAAGUACUGGCUAGGAAUUGAUGAUGCGCUAGAUGUUUUUGCUGUGCAUGGAAUCUGUGGCAUUGUGGGAUCUUUGUUAGUUGGAGUUUUUGCUGAUGAUCUUUACAACUCGAAAGGUGGUUGGGUCACCCAUCAUUGGGUGCAAAUGGGAUACCAGGUCCUUGCUGUGGUUGUGGUUUCUGCAUAUGUCUGUGUUGUUAGCUUGUUUUUGCUUUACGUGGUGGAUAUUAUUCCGGGAUUGCACUUGCGCAUAGAUAAGGAUUUCAACCGAAGAAUGAUGGCGAACCAGAAUUCAGACACAGAGAGUGGAGAAAACAAAGAAUACAGCACCAGGUACGAGCUUGCCGAAUUGAUGGGAACUGAUUGGUAUGAGUUCAGAGGAGAGUAUACGAUGGAUUUCAUGGAGUUCAUUCGAAGCCUAAACCCAAAUGAUUACGUGGAGGAAGUAGAAUCAAAGGAGCACAGCGGAUACCAAGCGGAGACGCUGGAUUCUAUUCAAGACUUACGGAAAAGGCUGGCUUAG